CAGCAUUAUCAUCACUUGAAAGAAAUUCACACACAUACAUACACAGACAUGGUGUCCACCUCUUCAUUGUUGAUCAAGCUCUUGGUAAUACAGAGUCUAUUAGUUUUAUGCAUUGCACGAGAUUUUGAUUUCUUCUACUUUGUUCAACAGUGGCCAGGAUCAUACUGUGACACAAAGCAAAGUUGUUGCUAUCCAAAGACAGGAAAGCCUGCAGCAGAUUUCGGUAUUCAUGGACUUUGGCCCAAUUAUAAGGACGGUUCUUACCCGUCAAACUGCGAUCCAAACAGUCCUUAUGAUCAAUCCAAGAUUUCAGACUUGAUUAGCAGAAUGCAACAGAGUUGGCCAACAUUAGCUUGCCCGAGUGGCACUGGCUCGUCAUUUUGGUCACACGAAUGGGAAAAACAUGGAACUUGUUCGGAGUCUAUCCUUAACCAACAUGGAUACUUCAAAUCAACCCUGGACCUAAAGAAUAAAAUCGACCUACUCCAAAUUCUUCAAGAUGCAGGGAUUCAUCCAGAUGGGAGAUUUUAUAGCUUAAACAGCAUAAAAAAUGCUCUAAAAGGAGGAAUUGGGCACACACCUGGAAUAGAAUGCAAUGUUGAUGCAUCUGGUAAAACCCAACUUUACCAGAUAUAUAUAUGUGUGGACACUUCUGGAUCAAACAUUAUAGAGUGCCCAGUGCUACCUAAUGGGAAGUGUACUUCAAAUGUUGAGUUCCCUUCCUUCUAGACAUAUGUAUCAUAGGGCUAGAGGGAUGCCUCUCCAUCAUUUGUUGAUCAAUAAUGAGAUUUUAAUCCUCAGUGUCA
This is a messenger RNA of Cornus florida, 806 nucleotides long. RefSeq names its product extracellular ribonuclease LE-like. The record is from RefSeq and is a predicted model, not a curated record. The transcript has 4 exons. Lineage: Eukaryota; Viridiplantae; Streptophyta; Magnoliopsida; Cornales; Cornaceae. Gene Ontology annotation, biological process: RNA catabolic process. Gene Ontology annotation, molecular function: RNA binding; ribonuclease T2 activity. Bases 49 to 729 code for a protein of 226 amino acids. Gene Ontology annotation, cellular component: extracellular region.